Messenger RNA from Rhagoletis pomonella (apple maggot), 1033 nucleotides. RefSeq lists its product as uncharacterized. The transcript is spliced from 4 exons. NCBI's taxonomy places the organism in Eukaryota, Metazoa, Arthropoda, Insecta, Diptera, Tephritidae. The coding region runs from base 29 to 1033 and encodes 334 amino acids. The record is from RefSeq and is a predicted model, not a curated record.
UUAUUUUUUUUGUAAACCUUCUUCCAAUAUGUUGCGUUCUCCUCAAGAAAAAGGUGCUGGGGAUAGACUUGGUAGGUCUCUGAUUGAUAUUGAAGAUCCCUGUGAGGUGUCACAAGAUAAUAUACGUAAUCCGUAUGACAGGUCUGAAAUUUGUGCUAUUUCGGUAAAAUUACCACAAUUUUGGUCUAACUGUCCUGAAGCAUGGUUCGUACAUGCCGAGAUGCAAUUUGCUACAAAGGGAAUUAGUAGGGAUUCGACCAAGUACGAGUUCGUUAUAACUGCCUUGCCUCAAGAAGUUAUUGCGAAUGUACUUGAUGUUAUACAAAAAAAAGUUCUCAUUGACCGACAUUCUUUAAGCGAGCAGAGAAGACUUGAUAAAAUUUUGUCAGAUACUGAGAUAGGGGAUCGCAGACCUUCCGAGUAUUAUAGGACCCUUGGUCAGUUAGCGGGUAGCACUAUAGACCCGAUUUUCUUAAAAAAUAUUUGGUUGAGGAAACUACCUAAAAGUUUGUAUGUUGCAUUAACCAGCGCUAAUUUAAAUAAUAUUAAUGAUCUCUUGCAACUCGCAGAUAAAAUUUGGGAAAUUACCAGUGGUAGUGAAAUUUGUGCUGUUAAAAGUAAAGUACUUACUUCUUCAAACAAUUUUGAUGACUUAGGGAAAAUUGUGGAAGAUUUAGCGAAGCUACUUUUCCGGCAGCCGCAACAAACGGUGGCCCAAGCCUGCAAAUUGUUGCCAGCAACUGACCCGCUAGCUGCCCAGUGGCAUUUGUUCAACUACUCAAAAAUGCACUUUGUAAACAAACCUUUUGGGUGUUGGCCACAUCAAGCGGCCGAUGUUGAACAUCAGGUCAAAGAAAAGUCAAAUGAGUUGGAAAUGGCGCAGCUUAUCAUACGCCAGCUGUCGGAUAAGGCCAAUGUAAACCAAGGCCGCAAUCGGAUAGAGACCUCGAUGCAGACGCAAUUUAUGUACGAGCAACAGAUUAGAGACUUACAAGCUAUGGUGAAACAAUUGACGUAUGAAAGGAAUUUAUGA